AUGGAUGCGCUGCGGCACACCAAACAGGACUUGCAAGACCUGAAGGCCUAUCAAAUGCAAAAGUGUCUGGGUCUGGAAGAGUGCAAGUUUGUCAUGCUUGUCUGGCAUGACUCGAGAAUCUGUGUUGCAUAGGCACGAAAAAGCCCUCUUACCUGUCAUGCAAAAACGCAGCUUGCCAUGCGGAAUACGUAAGACAUGGCAGCCAAAAAAUUUGUCAUGUAUAGCUGCGCAGUGCAGUGCGUCUACCGUUCAUUUUUAGCAUUAGAGACCCAGACAUGUUUGCAUUUGAUAAUGACACCCUGAUCCAAGCCCUGGAGGACCACAACACGGAAGUGGGUCUAGACCAGCGAGAACACGUGGUAUCCAUUGCAAAACCUAUUUGACUCGUCGUGCUGACUCUUGCAAAUAUGCAUGACAAAUCUUCUUCCUAUAAAUAGUAAAACAGCAUAAUUUUUACAAAAUUGCCAAAAUUUAUAAUGCAAUCUAUACGAGAACGAGUGCGAUCAUACGAUACUUUUGCAAUGCACAAGAGGACAAUGAGGAGAUCAACAAGAUCCAGGAGGCGCUGGACAAACUGGACCAUAUUGAUCCCAGUAAUCCCGACGGAGAUUCGAAGGAGUGGAGUGGCAACAUCAUACACGGAGCGGUGAAAAACAAGGAACUUCUCGACAACAUUCAGGACAUCUAUUCCCUGAAAAUUAUGUUGUACCAUCAUCAUCCAUUUUCCACCGCAUGAUGAAGAUGACAAAAACACAUCCUACUACUACUUCUCCACGAUUUGCAUUCAACAAUAAAUUGGAUGUGGUACUAGUGCAAAGAUCAUUUUUGAUGUGGUGGACCACAGGCGGGUACUGUGCACGACAAAUUGGAUCAUGGGGGUUUUCAAUUUUCAGGGAAUAGCAUCACGAACGGCUGUACGACGUGCUCAGGUGGAACAUAAUCUGGAGUGGAACUAAGUACAUCUACGUACAAUUUGCGAUGGUGCUAAAACGUUGGCAAUCUGUCUCGCGACCAACAUGGAGUCUAGGAUGACAUCAAAUCUGCGACCGUCCAAAUAACCGCGUCGUUCAGAUGAUCCUCACAAAAUUUGUCAUGCAGACCUGUAGGAGGUCGAGGUAGACUUUGCAUUUGUUCUCGUUGUUGAUUUCGAUGAUUUUUUCACAACAUGAAAAUAUUUCCGCUUUUUGCAUCAUUUUUGUUCCAGUGUAGACUGUUCCCUCUGAGUACGCCAUAAAGAUCAAGCAAGAUCUCGACGGUAUGAGAAAGCACAAUACGGAAAACUCUCUCUCCACCACUUCGCUGGUCGUGUGGCGGUCAUUUGCCAUUUUACAAAAAAACGAGCAGAACGCGGCUCCUUCCCCGCGUAGAUGUAGUCGUGAUUGCACCACUAUUUUGAUUGCGCAGGAGCUCCUGCAGCAUGCAUAUGCAUAUGACGCCGAAAGGCGCUGCAGUCUCAACUACAUGAUCGUCGUCGUGGAGGUGGACUUUUGUUCCUGGAGAAUUAUCUUCAUUCCUCCUUCUUCCGGCGACCCGCUGAUGUCGAUUGUUCGCGAGAGAAGUUUGUAUUUUCAAAUUGACGAGGGGGGGAUUGAGGGGGGUUAGGGUCGUAUUUGCACUCUCAUACGAGAACACGAUGGCCAUUGGGGUCAGUGGCUGAAGACGGAACUUGGCGAGGAGGAGAGCGGGUACCUGGAUCUGGAGGCCCACCCCCAUACGGACGAACUAUGAGAGUGCACAACUCCCCCUCCCCCUCAUUUCUUGUACGGCAUGAGCAGCAAUAUAGCAAGAGCGGUGGUUGUGCACGACAAAUUUGCACUGGAGUGUAAGUCUAAGUGCCGCUAUUUGGGCUACCAGAAAUUGCCAUGCAAACAUCGCCAAGAGGAAAAGGGUGGAUUGGGUAUUUAGCGUGACAAAUGAGGGGGAGGGGCAGUUGCGCACUCUGAUACGAACUCUUGAAAAACUAUGACUUCGAACACACUGCGGCGGAGAAUCUGGAGGAUUGGGAGAAGGAAAAGGAACACCUCGAACGUUACCAAGAAACCAGCAAAGAGAUCCACGAUUUGCAGGAUGAUAUCACGAACCAUGAUGCAACGUAUUGCCAUGAACGAGACACUAAUUCGGACUACGGAGAAGACUUCAAUUACGGGUUUUGUAUGGACCAGAUAGAUAACAACAAAAUGCGCCUAGAUGACUUACAAAAACAGCUAGAUGAGCAGAAAGCUACAAUGCCCGCCGAACUUCAACAUUUUGUUUCGGACGGCUCGGAUAAGCUACACGAGCGACUCGACGUUUUAAAUCACAUCACCACACUGCUGGAGAACCAUCCAAACGUUCUGGAGAAGGAGAACGAUCCAAAUUUACCCGAUAGUUUGGAAUAUAACCCCCAGGGGGGGCAAAUCAUGAUAUCAACUGCAAAAAUGUCUGGGUCUGGAAGAAUGCCAGACUUGUUACGCAGGUUUUCCAUGACCCAUGAGGUCUGGUAAUAUGUAGGACAUAGCAUGACAGAUUCUGUGAGAGUUCUAUAUCUAUCGCGCCUAUCCUGCGUGAGAAACUCCCUGCCAACUUGGUUGAAAGUGGGCCGCUUUUGGCACUCACGCAACACAGAUUUUUGCAUGAUCCAGAAUUAGCAUUGCAAGUUGCAACCUUCCAGGAGACCCAGACAUAUUUACAAUCCAUACAUGACGCAGGAGUACGACUGGGACCAAACGUUGCAGGAAAAUAAAGACCGAUGGGACGACGAGCUGGCGAGGAUCAAGGCGCUGCCAGACAACGGCAGUUUGCGGACGAGUGACGACAUGAAAGAGGUGCUCGGGUCGGACGCGCCUAUCAAAGAACACGACCAAAGUGAGUCUGAUUAUUUGGAUGUGCUUAUGCAAAAAAUCGUCAUCAAAAAAGCGGCGCUCGAAGAAGCUACGACGCGGCCAUGGACGGACGAGGAGACGAGCUAUACGCAUUGCAAAUCAUGUGUCUGAUUCUGGUUCUUUUGGAAAGACGUGGCAACUUGUCAUGCCAAAUCUACUGAAUGGUACAAAAAUCUGUGUUGCAUGAAUGGCAAACCACGUUCUUGCCCAAUAAAUCUUGCCAGGCGAAAAUGAAGGGCGACCCUCUACGCGGAAUAGGCAUCAAGAAGAUCUUGCGAAAUUAUCUGUGAUGCUUCUGGGUGCAUUUUUCCAGACUUUUUUUGUUUUUUAUGAGAUGCAUGACAAAUGACAUUCGAGACCCAGACAUAUUUGCAAUUGCAGUUGAUAGACUAUAUCGACAGUCAAAAGGAUAGAAUGGACGCGGCGGACGAUAAAAUUGCGGAGUUGAGGACCAUACGCAUUGCAAACAUGUCUGGGUCAUCUUUUUGAAGAUUGCAAGACUUGUCAUGCAGGUGUUCCAUGACGCGGCAUGAGGUCUCAAUAAAUGCAGGAAGUAGCAUGACAGAUUCUGCGAAGUCUGUCUCAUGAUGGCUUUCCUGCACGAUAAACUCGUCCCUCUCGACUUGACUUGUUCAAAUAAAGUGGACAACCUUUGGUAAUCAUACAACGCAGAUUUAUGCAUGAUCCAGACUUAGCACCACCAUGACAAGUUGGAAAUGGAACUCUUGUUCAAGACCCAGACUACACAUUUGCAAUGCAUAGAGCAGUGUGGAACACAUGGACAGGCAGCACCUUGGAACUCUGAAAGAAAUGGAGGAGGACAUGCGCGAGGGCAACAUGGACGAAAUUGUAUUUUUUUUAUUUUGAUCAUGGAUUUCGAUUUCUAAGUAUAAUUCGUAUUCUAGUGCCAGAUGUUAAGGAGCCCGUACGAGUUUGGCCGUGUUGUCGUAAAGAAAGCGAGUUCGGUCGAUGAAAAAACUCCAUCGUUUCACACUGGUUCUGUCCAUGUUAACAAAUUGAAAUUUAUUGUCCUGAUCGCUGUAACAUCCCUCGCCCUCCGCACAAAGUAUGCCCGAAGGAAUCGAGCGUAGCACAGUGGUCCUCUGGUGGGGUCGCGCCCCCCAUUUCUAUGUAUUCAGCGUUUUACUUGUUUGACACUUUUAUCAAGUAAAAAAAAUACCGAUAGAAGAACCGAGUCCUUCACGCAUUGAGUUCGAUGAUGCAACAGGGGCUCAUGCUCCUCAACAGCGCCGCCAUGAUAAGUAGUUCUGGCCGCUGGUCCGGCUACUUGCAACUGUUGACCUUGUCAUUUGCCUACUUAUGCCUUACUACACAGCACACACGAACAAGCCUUUGAUGUCUGUCUACUUUACGAUCUAUUCAACACGACGCACUGAAUACCUACACCUCUAGGGCGCCAAGAUCCAAGCCGAUGAAGAAAAGGAACACAACCUGCGCGACAUGCAGACGAGCAUGAAGACGCUGUAUGCAAUAAGUACAAAUUUCCCGUACAUGCACAAGAUGCAUCACAAAUUUCACGACCAAUUUGCAGUGUACUAACGCCUGUCAUGCUAAACUAGAAUCGGAGUCAAGUUUUGUAUGAUGAGGUCGCCGAAAGUGCUUCCUCGCCCACCCCCCGGGGAGGGGAUCCUUGACCUGUGGCGCUGGGUGCGGGUGUCCACUACAUGGCGAUGAAUAUGAUGACGAUGUCAUGCAGUGACAGCAUUUAUUGUACGUCGUCGUGUGCGGGAAAUUUACUGUGGAUACGCUGAUCAAUGAAGUCACGGACGGAGACGACAAACGGGCUCUGCUGGCGCGAAAAGAAGAACUUGACACCGCGAUCGCGACAGUGCGAAACGUUGACAAGUACGACGCAAAGAUGAACGAGUACGAAAGAUUGGUCUCUGACGCGUAUGGGAGUGUCAGGAUUGAAGUCGACAAAGUUGAAAUAAUUUGCAAUGGAGAAUUAAAACGGGCGCCAGUUGGUGCCUAGUUUUCAAGUGGCGCGUGACAAAUUUUGGUAGAGUCGAAAUCCCGUUUGUAAUGCUGUUUGGGUAAGGAAGCCGCCUUUUGUCAUGCUACUUUAGCAGCUCAGUUUCUACCCCUCAACAGGCUUGCGAUCUGCCUCCCUUGCCUACUCUGCAAGACAGGCACUUUGCGGGUUGCAUUUUAUGCGUCGCAAACUAUUUCAACUUUGACGAUUUUAAUCCUGGCGCCUCCAUAACGUGCUCACGGAAGUUAAGAGGGAACACACCAUAGACGCGCACGACGAUUUGACGGACAGACACGAUGCGAUGAAGGACAUCUUAGACGGCUUAGCGAGGCAGACAGCAGGUGACAGUGAUGAUCACGAGCGGGUAGUAGGAUGGCAGACACAGUUGACGGAAAUCCAAGACGCCGUGGAUGAGAACCAACAUCCCAAUCUAUGCAUUGCAAAAAUGUCUGGGUCUGGAAGGAUGCAACUUGUGAUGCUGCAUCUGGAUGGUACAAAAAUCUGUAUUGCACGAACAGCAAAAGACGCUGCUAGACUAUGUCAUCCAGGUUAUUUUCCAUGACGCAUACGAUCUCAUCUGUCAUGGAGGACCUAGCAUGACAGAUUCAUCUGUGAGAUCACUAUCAUGCCUAUCCUGCAUGAGUAGAAACUGCCUCGCAACUUGAUCAAAAUUGGGCAGCAUUUGCUAAUCUUGCAACACAGAUUUGUCUUUUUGCAUGAUUCAGAUUUUGUAGCAUCACAAGUUCCAACCUUCAUCCAGAUCCAGACAUUUUUGCAUUUGAUACAAUCCGUCGCAAGACGAUCUCGACGCGCAGGCGAACAAGUAUAAAGACUUGCUGGAUGACAUUAAAGACCAUGUCGCCGACGCCGACGAAAGCGCAGGAGGAGGUAAUAAUGGGGGACAUCACGACGACAACAAGAUACGCAUCGACCACGACAACUUCGAAAAGUUGAAUGAAAAGCAUGACGCUGUCGAGAGGGUCGUCAACGAUUAUCAGAACGUAUCCUGUGCAAAAGUGUCGUACUCGUAUAAAUGCAAGUCUUGGUCUUGCAUUACAAAUUUUUUUCUUCAGGUAAAUCCGCAUAAUUUCUCAUGCUGGGGAAAUUUGUAAUGCAUUUAUACGAGUGCGAUACUUUUGCAGUUCAUAGAACGUCCACGACGCCGAACACACCAUCGGAUCCCCGGGAGAUGGACAUGGAGCAGUAUGCAGUGCGAGAAAUAUCAUGUCUGGGUCUGGAAAUUUCUUGUUCCGAUGCUAGUGGAUUACUGGUGAGCGCACUGAAAAAAACGGAGCUACGCAUGCCAAUUUUUUGAGCUCCGUCUAUGAAUGUGCUUCGCUUUUUUUUUCGCAUAAUUUAACUGCAUUUUUGCAUGACAGGCAAGAGGCUUUUGCUUUCCUGCUCGACGUGUAUUGCAGAUUUUUUGAGAUGAAUCAUAAUCAUGUGUGACGACGAGCAUGAGAAGCUUGCAUUCCUCCAGACCCAGACAUAUUUCCAAUGCAUAAGCAGGAGAGAACCCGGAAGAUACAAUCUUCGGGCACAUGGAAGCAGCGCGAGACUCGGUCCAGGCCAUCGGUGAGCAGCAGACACAGCUUUACCACGACCCCCGGCAACUCGCAGCGUCCGUGCUCGUGGGCGGUGGCGCUUGGUAUCCUGAAAAAAACACCCAUCCCCAUCCAUUUUCUGCAUGGCAAAUAGUGGAUUUUAUGCAUGUUUUGCAUGACAAAUUCGAUAGGGAUGAGUGUUUUUUCCUGGAUACCUGGUUCUGGUUCGGAAACAAGAUGUACAGCAAGAAAUACAAGGAAGUACUGCACUAUGGAACUGUCAGGAUCUUCGAAAUUGACAAAGUUGAAAUGUGAUUUGUAAUCCAUCAUAAAAUCGAUACCAAUUGGAAUUCAGUUUUCAAGUGGCGCGUGACGAAUUUUGGCAGCAUUGAAAUCGAAUUUGUCAUGCUCUUUAGGCACAGAGAGCUGCUUUUGUCAUCCUACUUCAGCAGCUCUAUCGAAUCUGAAACCCCAAACAGGCUCUUACAGUUGGCCUCGUCUGUUGGCAUUCCUGCAAGACAGUCAGUUCGUGCCUUGCGUUUUCUUGUGCUUGACAAACUAUUUCAACUUUGUCGAUUUCGAUCCUGACGCCCCCAUAUGCACCCAAAAAAGACGAGCAAAAAGCUGAUCAGCCGGGGCAGCGCCAAGCGGAUUUCCCUCGACCUGCGCGAUGCUGACCAAGUGGCUUUCGACCGACGUCGCAACCUGUCCGAGGAGGAAAUGCUGAAGCUGCGACAACAGGAGCGGCAGAUUGCGCACUACAAGCAAGUGGGGAUAUCAAAUGCAAAAAUGGCAGUCUGGGUCUUGAAACUUGUGACGCUGGGUGGCGUAUCAUGAGGAGGCCGCAAGUGCUGUCUCAGCAUGACAAGUUUCUGAGCUUCUUGAUGUUGCCUAUUCUGCAUGACGAACUGCGUUUCUGCAUGACAGAAAACUGGGGGUCUUGGGUAAUGUGCAUGACAAAUUUAAGAGUCAUGCGAGACAAGCAUGACAAACUUGCAUUCUUCCAGACCCAGACACUUUUGCACUUGAUAGGGGAAGCUCCUCGACGAUAAGAUGGCGAGCCACGGCGUGGAGGGGUACGAGGACUACUCCGGCUACCACUACAAGGUGGCGAGCGACUUCACACGGUUGCAGGAGAAGCUGGACGAUAUGGCGUUCUCAAGCGUUACAUCCUCAACUGUAGUUACAUGAAUUUGUAUAUAAGUAUGCAAAAAUGGCAAAAGUGCAAGAGCACGGCGGAAGAUUUUUGCGCCUUUCGCAUUAAGUGCAGGUUAGUCUGGCACAGAUAAUUUAGAUGCUGUCUACCUCUUUGGAAGUUUGUCAUGCGAAGCAGCUUGAAAAUGUAGAUACUGCUGAGAGUUUUAUUGCGUGACAAAUCACGUAACAGCUGCGAAUCUGUUAACAUUUGAGAACGCCAUAGACGAGGAAGGGAAGGUCGGGAGACGCCCGGGGCUCCUGUCGAAGGUGGACAUUGCCACCCUGGAGAGCGUAUCAAGUGCAAAAAUGUCUGGGUCUGGAAGAUUCUGAGACUUGUGAUGCAUAAUUUGUAUGACCCAUGAUGCCUGCAUAUGCAUGCCCUAGCAUCACAGACGUUUUAAGGGCAUCUUGAUGCCUAUUCCGCAUGACAGAUGCCCUCCCCGCGUAGCAAAAAUCGCAUUCUCUUUGCCGCUCACGCAAUACAGAUUGUUUUCGAAAUCCAAAUGCAGCAUCACAAGUUGCAUUCUUCCAGGAGACCCAGACACUUUUUUUACAUUUGACAGAGCGAUGACAACUGGCAAAAGGUGUGGUGGGGGCCUUUCGAAACAAGCAUGUGGCAGUACGUCGGGGUAUCCAGGAAAAAAAACCCAUCUUCCCCAUGAUUCAUUUUUUGCAUAAAAAAAAAAAACCUGCAGGAGCUUAUGCAUGUUUUGCACAAAAAAUUGGCUGGGGAUGGGUGUUUUUUCCUGGAUACGGGGAGGAAAUGGAGAUUGGCACGCGCGUGCGGCUCAACGAACGAGGGGAGCUGCUGAUCGACGAGGACGGGGUCCUGGUGGAAGACUAUCACAGGAAAAAGUGUACAACGUUAAAAACGGAAUUUAUGAUGCAGAAAUGCAUCCCCAAACGUGCCAGAAUUUGUCAUGCGUAGCAUGCAUCCUAGGCAAAAUCUGUCAUGCUUUUUUGCAACCUAGGAGAACCGUAUAACGUUAGCACUUUUUUUCCUGUGAUAAAGACUGGAAGAAGUUCACCAUGGAGCAUAACGCAAUGACGUCCCCGCUCACGCGCUUGACUGGACAGCUGCUGAAGUGGCGGGGACAAAGUGCCUAUGCUGUGCAAAAGUAUCGUACUCGUAUAAAUGCAGGUCUUGCAUUACAAAUUUCUUUGUCAAGGCAAAUCAGCAUUACAAAUUUUAUUUCUCAUGCUGAGAAAAUUUGUAAUGCAUUUAUACGAGUACGAUACUUUUGCAGUUCAUAGUGCCGGGGAGAUUGCGAUGGCCUCGGAACGGCAGCUGCUGGCCUCGAUCGACGCCGAGGAAACCCGGGCCUCGUGGUUCUGGCAAGCGGGGUAUCACAAGGAAAAAUCCCCCCUCCCCACAUCGAAACGAAAUUUGUGAUGCCGGAUUUGCGUCCACAAGUCAGAUUUGUCUUGCAGUAGAGGACUGCAGGCCCAUAUCGUGCCGGAGUCGAGAGGUUUUGGCCUAGGCACUUAGCAUGAGGAACGUCUAUGCCGUAGCAGGCCCAACAGCAUUACAAACCGCCUGCACCAUUGGGCGGAGCCUGUGGCGUUGCUUUCUUGCAUCACAGAUGCGAUUUGUGGCUACAAAUCACCAUGACAAAUUUUCUGAGGUGUGCCUUGUCGAUAUGGGGAGGGCCGAUUUUUUCUAACGAUACGGGGUGGGAAAGAGAUCAGGAGGACGACCUGUUAGAGCAGGUCAAGGAAAAAUCCAAGGAGGCACUGCCCAUGCUGCUGUCGACCUAUUACGCCCAAGAUUCCGUGAUGGACCCGGUCGCGCUUAUGAAUUGCAAAAUUGUCGUACUCGUAUAAAUGCAUUACAAAUUGAAAUUUCCUCAGCAUGAGAGAUAGAAUUUGUAAUGCUGAUUUAACUUAAGUUUAAGAGAAAGAUUUGUAAUUCGUGACUGCAUGAUAUACGAGUGCGAUACUUUUGCACAGGAUAGCGCUGGAGACGCAACAAAUCAUGGAGAAGUGGGAGGAGAAAGCGCUGAAAGACGUGAAGCACCUGAAUGGCGAGGAUCCCAACGCUAUGCAUUGCACACAUGUAGUUGUCGUCCGGGUCUGGAUACAAUACAAUUCGUGACGCGACAAGAUUUGAAGGACAACAAGACCUAGAGCUGUCACGCAUGGAUGCGAUAAUUGAUGCAUGGCCAUCAAGAAUUCUUUUAAUAUCGGAGGUUGAUGGCACUUCUUUGUCAUUAUACACGCGCUCCUUCAGGUAUGAAUCAGCAAGAAUAGGCGGCCCGCGAAACUUCUGAUGCUGGUGAUGUUCUACCGUACUUACAACAAGGGCGGGCCACUCUAUUGCAAAAAUGCGAAUGUCAACAUAGACUUCUAAAAGUUGUAGACCACCCAUGUAACAACUACAUGAUAAUUGCAAUGCAUAAAUUCUGAAAACGCCGAGGAUGGUAGCGCGAAAAUGGACGCGUUGGAAGCGGAGGCUUUGAGGCCGCCAGAAGAGUGGCUACAGGCCGACCCGGGAGCACCGGAGUCAGGAGUUAUCAAAUGCAAAAAUGUCUGGGUCUGGAAGAUUACGAGAUUUGUCAUGCAUAUUUCGGAUCACGCAAAUGGCGUCUGAUGCAGGCAAAAGCAUCACAGGUUUUGAGCACGCCUCAUGAUGCCUGUCCCGCAUCAGAAACUUCCUACUUGCGGACCAAGAAAUGGACAGCUUUUGGCGCUCACGCAACAAAAGUUUUUGCGUGUUCCAGAGUUUGCAUCACAGGUUCCAACUCUUCCAGACCCAGACAUUUUUGCAUUUGAUAGGAGUCGCUCCUUUGCAAGAGAGGCUCGACAAGCGGGCAGAGGUCUGCUCUUUCGAAAACGGACGCGAGUUAUCCUGUGCAAAAGUAUCGUAUUCGUAUAUAAUGCAAGUCUUACAUUACAAAUCUUUGUCUUAUUAAGGUAAAUCCGCAUUACAAAUUUUAUUUCUCAAUGAUGAUGAUGAUGAUGAUGAUGAUGAUGCUGAGAAAUAAAUUUGUAUAUGCAUUUGUACGAGUACGAUACUUUUGCAGUUCAUACGAGUUGGAGAACGACAAAUUCUGUCAACUUGCCACCGACGAGGUGGAGAAACGAAAAGAGGAACUCGAAAAGUAUUGGGUCACUCAGAUACCGAAGGACAAGCGGAUGGAACUCGUAAAACAGUACAAGGAACAGCGAAAAAUGAAGGCGGAAGCGACCAAGGCUGAGCAAGGGAGUGGACUUCUCUCGUCGUCUUCCAGCGCCGCGUCGAGUAGUUCUACUGCUGCCUCUGCUUCAUCGUUUCUCCAAAUGUCCAAGACGGGCGAGCGGACCGAGGAACAAAUGGAAAAAAAUAUGGAAAAGCAUCAAACGGCAAGGGAAGGUCUUGCUUCCGGUAUGAUGAAGGUAGGCGAGGGCGGACGAGUGGCACGACGGCACGCAGUUGCAGCUUCUACGACGUCGGAGCAGCAGGAGGCGAAGCAAGAAGCAAGAGCCAGAACAGGAACAAGAGCAGCUGCGAAAAAUAAACUAUUGCCUGCGAGCAACGACGCUGGUCUGUUGGAUGAGGAUGUGGAGGAAUCUGAGUUCCCCAAGACCACCAACGCUCUGGGACUGCGGGCAGACCUGCUGGCCCACAGCGGCGCAAACAGUUGGAGCGGACGCCUCUUCGGCGGCAAGGACUCCACCACAUCGUACCGGGACACGAUGUUCGGGGACGCGUUCAUUCUGUUGGACCCGCUCCGGUCAUACACCAAGGUAGACCGGUACGAGCGCGGUGGGGAUGCGGGUGGCAGCAUAACCAGCACCCGGCGCGAGGGCCGCACCCAGGCGGCGCGGGAAGCGGACGCGACGCGCAACUACUUUGCCGCGGUGGGCAUGGUGUUGCCAACCAAAAUCCGGGAGCACUUGCGGUUUCUCAUGUUCCUCACACCGGACGAGUGUUUGCCGCAGCCGGGACAGGACACGGUGCUCGGGUACCGAUACGAGAUGCGGAACGAAGGGCAAAUUUUGUCGGACAUCGACGAGGAGCGGAAGAAGAAGGAGCGCCUAGCCACCUGGAACAUCAACGAACUGCGACAACGGGAAGUGGGCAGCAAGAUCACGGACCACAACGCGAACUUUUUGCAGGACCUGACUUCCGCCACCCUGGAGGACCUGGAAGAUGCCGCCUGGGGCACAUGCAAGGACUAUGGAAGCGUCAGGUUUGAAAUCGACAAAGUUGAAAUGAUUUUGAUUUGCCAUGCAUAAAAUGCAAGGCAUGAAGUGCCUGUCUUGCCAGGAUGGCAAGUGAGGCCGAUUGUGAGCCUGUUUAGGGUUUGAAAUAGAGCUGCUAAAGUAGCAUGACAAAAGCAGUCCUCAGUGAGGACCAAACAGCAUUACAAACUGGAUCCCGGUGAUAGGAAAAUUUGUCAUGCGCCGCUUGAUAAAAGGGCUUCCGACUGGUAUCGGAUUUAUGCAUGACAAACUCUUUCAACUUUGAGGGUUUCGAUCCUGACACAUCCAUAAGGACAUCCAUUUAAGUACGUCGAAGCUCACCACGGACAAGCUCGGCGUGUCGGGGGUGGACGGGAACAUUCAUCCCAAGAUCCCGCUCCUGGCCGCCGAGGAGAGGAUCAACGAGUACAUUCGGGCCAGGCGGUUCCGCGCGGAGAAAUUUCGCGACAUCAUGGAGGACAUCUACGGAGACGAGAUGCGGUAUAACUACGCGUUCCAUCUGAAGACCGAGGGAAUUCUGCAAAAACAAAUCCUGAAGGCGGAGCACUUGAGCGACAAGGUGCGAGAACGGGAUAUCGAGCUGGAGAUCCAGCAGAUGCGGGAACAGUUGGAAGCGCUAGAAGAGGUAUCCCACGAAAAAACUGUUUCACUGUGAUGGUUUUGCAAGAUCUGCAUCACAAGUGUGCUACACAUGAUACAGAAAGUUCGCCAUGCGCGUUUACCAAGGGAAAACACGCUUAAAAAUCCAUUGCGUUGCAGGUGUAGCAAGACAAACACUUUGGUGUUUCGUUCUCUGCGUCACAGGUUCACAGUGAAACAUUUUUUUCUUGCGAUAAGAGGGCGGCGACCUCUACUACCACUUUGCGGACCUUGACGUCGACGAAGAUGGAAACGUCAUCACGAAAGAAUGCGAACCGGGCGACACGGAGUGCGAAGAGCUGCUACGCCAGCACGAAGAGGAUCUGGAGAAUCAAGCCAACGGCGCAGCACAAGCAGCAGCCGCUGCUGCUGCGAGUAGCGCAACUUCUAGCAGCUCCAGUGCUGCGAGCAUGCUGCAGGUGAAAGAACAAGAAGAGCUGUCAACUACAUCUCUCGUAGGAGGAGCAGUACCAGAUGAAGCAGGGGCCGCGAAGGAGAUUCCGGAACCCGUAGAAAAAGUAACAUCAUCAGGUAGGAGCGCAACUGACGUGAAGACCAACACGAUGUCAACAUCUACGACAGCACACAAGCUGCCAGCGGUUGCCGCUACUUCUUCUGCGCCAGGUGUCCAAGGUUCAUCUCAGGAACUAGCCGAACCACUGGGAAAGCUGUCAUCAGAAUCUUCCGGUGCCAGGAGCAGUACCGAAAACGACGCACUUUCUGGCCGCGGAGAUGGGAGUAGUACCUCCCUUGGUGACAGCGUACUAGAAGUAGACACAAAUAUGCAAGCGGGAGCAACGUCCAGCACGUCCUCCCAGCUGCAGGUGGGGGAGGCAAAAACUAAAACUGAAACGGCAAGAAAUCAUCAAAAAUUGGCGCGAAGAACGGGCGGGACGAGCAAAAGUAGAAGCAGAACUACUUCCCAGGAGAGGUCGCUAUCAGUAGCUAGCUCAUCAUCUUCAUCAUCAUUCGCAGAACAAAAAACGGCAAAGAAAAAAGAGCUUCAGUCUCAGCUGCUGGAGAAGGUUCUCCUCCAAAAAGCCAUGAGGCAGAAGCGGAAGCGGGGGCGUCAGCGUCGAGCGGCGUCUUCAGAUGCUGAUGCCAGGAAAUCAACAAGAAGUCGGAGUCCUGAUCAUGUGCUGGAACAAGAUGAGCAUGAAUCUUCUCCCCCAGCAGGAGCACAAACUAGCACCAGUUCGUCUCUGCUUCAACACACUGUGGAAGAGGAACAAGUACAAGAAACAAAACAGGGCGAGGAAGGUAAAAAGACCUCCGCAAUGAAGGAGUUGAAGAGCAGAACAACCGAGCGCGAGGAGAUGCGGCUAGUCGCACGGCAUAGAGAGAGUAAAGUCCCAGCGGAGAGGGUCCAAGAGGCGGAGGAGGUCGAGGGCGAGCUUAUUUUGAAAUUUAUGGAGCAGCACAAAGACUUCAGUCAGGACUGGCUCGCGCACUACGCCGACAACUAUUCGUGGGAGACAACCCCGGAGCAGGAACUGCGCGACGACAUGUUUCUAAACCCGCAGUCGAAUUUGAAUACCCGCGACCGGUGGACCGCCACCAACUUGCUCCGCGAAAUCGCGCUGGUGGAGUGGAAGAAGGUGGCGGAGUACGUCAUUAUGGUUCAGACCGACCAGCACUCUGCCUGCGGCGGCAAUAUCGGGGAGAGCCGGCUGUAUCAGCGUGCGGGCAUGGACGUGCGCAUGGCGGCGGGCCACAUAACGGAGCACCUGGCUGCGGAUUUGGAGUACCAACAGGCGGCGCUGACCGAGACGGAGGACACCCCCGAGGAGUUCAAACACAACAAGUACAUCGGCGGCGACCUAAUCCGCGGCGACGUGGAGCUUCCCAAGAGCUACCUGAUGAGCGAGCUGCAUCGGGCCAUGGAGUAUGUCCUGGUCAAGGAGUACACAAAACCUGCGAAGGUGCACACGCUCGAAACGGAGUACCAGGACCGUUUGCUCACGGAGCGCCUGAAGGCGAAACUGGGGCGAAAACCCUCCGCUGGGGAGGUUCUGGCGGCGGAGAAACGGGGCACCAACAAGGGGCUGUUCGACAUCUUCCAGGCCCGGUAUGGGAGUGCACAGCUCCCCCUCCCCCUCAUUUGUAAUGCAAAGUACCAAAUUCACACCGUGCUCGUAAGCACUGCUAGGAUGACAAAUUUUGGAACCUCAAACUGUACUACGAUCUGCACGCAGAUUUGUCAUGCGAAAGCCUCUUUUCCGCUGUUGCUUGUGUUGCUGUUCAUGCCAUACAAAUGAGGGGGAGGGGGAGUUGUGUACAACUCUCAUACUCGCUUGCUGGCCGAAGACGUGCUGGAGCGGCAGGUCGACAAUUCGGAUUGGAAACUGAAGCCGCAGGAGUGCGGAUCGAUCUGGAAACGAAUCGCGGACGCGAUGUACUUCGAAGCCGCGAGCGUGUACCGCAACGAGCGAAACCGCAUGGCGCACUUGCUCGAAGAGAAGCCCGACAUCGCCAUGAUGGUGGAAACGGACGUGACGGAGGAGAUCGAAAACGCCUGGAAACACACCCGGCAAACGUCGAAAAGCAUGGUGGAGGGGGAAGAGGACGAGCGGGACAUAGACCAAUACGUCGCCAUCAAGGGGGAGGGGGAGGCGGAGCUGGCCUUCAUGCACCAAAUCAUGUUCAACAAGGCGAUGAAGGUGAAGAAGCUGUCCAACCAGUAUGGAAGUGUCAGAAUCGAAAUUGACAAAAUCAAAAAAGUUGCGAUGCAUAAAAUCGAUACCAGUUGGGGCCUCACACUCAGUUUCCGAGUGGCGCAUGACAAAUUUCGGGAGCACCCAAAUCCAGUCUUUCAUGCUGUUUGGACAAAGAAGACUGCUCCUGUCAUGCUACUCUGGCAGCGCAUUGCAUACCCCUAAACAGGCUUGCAAUCGGCCUCAUUUGCCUGCCCCCCAAUACAGGCCUUCAGUGCCUUACAUUUUAUGCAUCACAAGUUCUUCGGUUUUGUCGAUUUCGAUCCUGACACGUCCAUAACCAGCGGUACCGAAUCAUGAAGAGCGCGAAAUACGAGAAGUUUCUGCGACCCGACCUGUUGCGCGACAGCCUGAUCGAGGACCUGCACAAGGAGGCGGGGGACAUAUGACAGUGCACAACUCCCCCUGCUCCCCCUCAUUUGUCACGCAAACUACCGAAUCCAAGUCUAGUCCUUCGUCCCUGCUGUGGCACUAUUUGCAUGACAGAUCAUUCCGGAAGCCCAAACAAUACUACAGUAGGCGCGUGAAUUUGUCAUGCACAGGCUCCACCACGUGUCCUGGUGUUUGUAUUGCUGUUCAUGCAAUACAAAUGAGGGGGAGGGGACGAAGUUUUGCACUGCCAUAGGACACCGUCGAGGGCGUGAAGGACGGUAUUAAGUUUCAGCGGUUGUUGGAGAAGGCGGACAUGUUGGACGCCCUACAGGACGUGCUGCGAAAGGCCGAAGAAGAGUACGACAAGGUCAAGCGGGACUACGAGCUGGCGCGAAAGUGGGACCGAGAGGCGAACAAAUGGUACAGCGAGCAGAAAAAGAAGGACUUAAGUCCCAUGCGCGCGUUCUGGCUGGUCCACAACGACUACAUGAUUGAGGAGGAGCUGCUGCGGAAGCAAAUGCAAUCCAAUAUCAAAGCCUCAGGUUGGAAAUCCUCAAAGUGAAAAGAACUUGUAAUGCAAAAAAACGACUCCAGUUGAAGCGCCAUUUCUAGUCGGCGCAUGACAAAUUUCCCGGGCGCUCAAAACGUGUCUGUCAUGCUAGUGGGCAAAGGGGUGCCCUUCUCUCGUGCUAAUCACCAGCCCAAUUCUGAACCCGUAGAAGCACAGUAGUCGGCCUCCGUUGCGUUCUCUGCAUUGCAGUUUUUUUGGUGUCGCAUUUCAUGCAUCACAAAUUAUUUCCACUUUGAGAAUUUCCAUUCUGAGGCUUUCAUAUCCAACCUGAUCGACAUGCAAGUAGGCACGUUUGACAACCACCUGCGGAUCGGGAACCGAAUCAAGCAGCGCUAUCCUGAGUGAAAACGUCCCCACCCCAUAGUUGUCAUGCAGAUCUGCAUGCUCAGAAUGUGUGUCAUGCGGCUCUCCACCAUGAGAGGCAUUACCUAGUGGCGUUUGGGAAUCUGUCAUGCGCUAAUCAGGAUGACAGACUGGAUCUGUGAUGCGUUCGAACUAGCUAGGCACGACUACACUGCGUCGCCGAACUUGUCAUGCGUGAGUCCCAAAGAUGCUCGAUUUGUCUUGCCAAAGUCCCAACUUGACUAUGGGGUGGGGACGUUUUUACACAGGAUAAGCGCGUUGGCUUCGUCAUACCGACGCCACCGGACGAGCGGCUCGACGAGGAGGACUUAUCCUGUGCAAAACAAGUAUCGUACCCGUAUAAAUGCAAGUCUUGCAUUACAAAUCUUGUUCCCGCGGCAAAUCUGCGUUACAAAUGUCAUUUCUCAUGCUGGAGAAAUUUGUAAUGCAUUUAUACGAGUGCGAUACUUUUGCAGUUCAUAGGGCUACUACCACGACGAUGACCGGCGUGCAGCGGGGGAAGACUUGACGCAAUUUUCCUGGACAGUGGAAAAGAGUAACCGCCUGGAGCACUGCCCUGUAGAGCUUCUCGCGCAACUGCCGGAGUACGCCCGGGACUCGUUCGAAGACGAGUGGACUAGCAGCAUGACGUAUGAAGAGAAGCACAAGUUCGCGCAGACCUUCCUCGCCAAGAAGCACCUGGAGCUGCAGAACGCCCUGGUGGCGCUGGAGGCGCGGCAGCAGGUGCUGGCCAAAUUGGCGAUUGACUUUGAAACGAAGGGGCGCGAGGACUACAAGGCAGCCGUGCAAGAGGUGACCGACCGCAUGGUUGAGAAAUCCGGAUCCAGCGGCCAGGGCCCCGUCAACCGCCGCGCGGCGACCAUCAAACGCGAGAAAGCGGCGCGCGAAAAAGCCGGGAUCAAAGACGGGACGGCCACCACGAUCGUGAGAAAAAACGGCAAUAAUAAAGUAGAACCGAGCAGUGGGAAGAACAGUAAAAAAACGACGGAAGAAGUAGAUGAUGCAAAAAGCAAAAAACAUCACUCCAAAAAAGGCACAAGCAGUUCUUCGUCCAGAAAGAACACCAGUAGCAAGAAGGAAAAGGAGAGCUCUUCUUCGCGGAAAAGCUCAAGCAACAGCAGCAAAGGCAAAAGCAAAAAGAAGUCCGCAUCUACUGCUUCCGCGGCGGCAGCAAGUGCCGCAGCGUCUUUCGCGGAACAAAUGGCGCGCUUGUGGACCCCGACGAAAAGUGAAGAUGUUGGCCAAGAACAAGAAGGCGAGCAGGGCCAGGGAACGACUGAAAGUGUCAGUGGUGCUAGAAACACUACAAGCGCAACAUCUAGCUCAGCAACGCCGCUAGGUGGUGCUGGAGGUGGUACCACUGCCAAUCCCAAUGGCAGCCGCUCGCCGCGCCCGGUGCGACGUCUCGCGGACCGUAUUCAGUUUCUGGAGGAGACACUGCGAAACAUGAAACUCUCUGCCGGUCGUCUCUCCAAGCUGGAGCGGCUCCUCUUCUGCGUCUUGUUCGCCAUCGGUUUGUGGCUUGCGCUUGUGUCCUAUGCAAGACAAAUUUCCCGCGCAUGUACAAAAUGGAUCACAACUUUCACCAACUUGGAGCGUGACACUUGUCAUGCCCUGCACUAGGAUCGAGGCCCAGCUUUGUCAUGCAGAAACCGCAUUUGUGCGUGUGCGGGAAAUUCGAAUUUACUGUGGAUAUCUCCGUGUUGCGGACCUGCUUCGGGUGGUGCACCACGAAAAGUCGAUCCGAGGAGGCGGCUCCGUUGAUGUCGUGGUGGUGGUGGUGUAGUAGAUAUGAACUGCAAAAGUAUCGUGCCCGCCGUGCUAAAAAUCGCAGUCAUGCAAGACAAAUUUCAUUUUCAAGCCAAAUUAGCAUGACAAAUUCCAUUUGUCAUGCUGAGCUAAUUUGUGUUGCAAGAAUACUAGGAGUGCGAUACUUUUGCAAUUCAUAGUAGAAGUAGGACUGCAAUAAAUACAUCACAACAAGAAGCCUUGUUGGCGGGCGAGAGAGAGAAAUUCCGAGGAUUAUUCUACGACUCCUCCGACUCUGAAGCUUCUUCUGACUACUAUGAUUCCGAUUCCGACGAGGAUCUUCAAGAUGAGGAAGAGCGAUGGGAGGACGGCGCUAAGUAUGAAAACCCCCCGCGGCCGAGGGCUGCUACCACAGGACUGCUUUGCUCAAUAACACGACGUGGGGGAACUUCUACUACUUCGGAUGUCCUCGUCGUGGAAGACGAGGCGAUGGCGUCGUCCUCUGAUGAAGAGACGGUGUUUGAGAUCGCAAACAUCAUUCCAGAACACAAGAGCUCGUAGUGGUUCAAGAGCAAGAGGCGGAUCCUACGAGGACGCUGCCAGCCUUGACUCUUCUUUAUCGGGGAACCCCCGAAGUAAAUGGCUGACGGAAAAGGAUAGUCCUUUACUGUUACCGUUACGAAAAGUUCAAGCUAGUACUACCCAAUUUAGAAAUUACAAUGAACAGCACUCACAGACAAAUUGAAAUUAGAAUUACAAUCAGCUUAGCUUUCUUACAAAUAUUACAAAUUCACAUCUACAGAAAAUGAAGUUAUUGUCCGAAGAUCAUCAGUAUUAUCCGUUUAAGUAGCUGUAUCCACCUGUAUUUUCUGUCGGGAACAGAACAAUCAGAAAAGACGCUGCACUCUGUUGCCCAAUAAGAUUGUCUUGCGGCGCACUUGAAAAGUAACUGACACUGAGAACACUGCACAACAGACUCCAAUGCUAAUCGUAUCACCCCGAACUCCUUUUUUUCAAUUGCAACUUGCAACCCCGCAAGAAACAGCUUGCAGCACCAGACCGCUGUAGAAUAGAAAGCGAGCAGCCACGGCUUCCCGCUCCCCCCCUUUCGCAAAUAAAAUAAAAACUGUACCAAGCUGGAUGAUGAAACUCUAACUCUUUCAAGAAAAAACACAGUAUCGUACCUUCACCUUCUAGGUCCUGUACACCACUAAAGGUACAACCACUGUCGAGGCGAACUUACCGCCGAGCGAACUGGAACUAGUACACCAAAAAAAUUUAAAUUAUUCUAUGAUAUGCUUUAUGUAUGAUGUCACUCCAUCUUUUCUCCGAUAUUUUAUCAGCAACGCAACGAGUAUCUGUAUCGCGAUCGUGCGCUAUAAUUUAUUUCGAUCUGAAUACCGAAACCGAUAUAGCUUUCUCAAUAAGACCAAAUAGCAGUUGAAGUGGCCGCACGACCGCCAGGAGACAAUCAAAGCGAAGUGCACUGCACAAUCGAAAACUCUGCGAGCCGCAGCAACAGCUGCGCCUUUUCUCGACCUACCAAUUAUUCAAUAAACGUACUAACGAAGCAGCGGUUUAAAAACUGUGGAGCUUUUCCUUUUACCUUUAAACUUUAUCUGAUGCCCAAAAUGUAAAAAUCGUAGCUUGAUUUGAUUUUGACUCCCGCAUGAUGAGGAAGAGCAUUUGCAGCCCGGGUAGCGACGGAUUCCGUUGUCCAAUCUCGGGGAGCAUUUGCAGCCCGGUUUCCGUUUCGCAAGAGGAAACUAACUUGACCCAGGACUUGGGCGCCCCGUCCGGGAUGAUCCUUAAGCAAGUCAACAAACUACAGCUACCCUACUGAGAAAUGGAGGAAGCUCGAGAAGUAGAACUUGUAUAGUUGAUUCGUAACAAAAAUAAAAGCAACGUGACAAUAAAAUCAAUGGCACGCCGAGGACCACAAGAAGCGAAAAAAUGUAUCACUGAGAACAGCUACCCCCUCCGAACUUGUACUGUAAAAUAAAUUGGACUAUCUUUAUUACGAA
Molecule: messenger RNA, 20212 nt
Organism: Amoebophrya sp. A120
Lineage: Eukaryota; Dinophyceae; Syndiniales; Amoebophryaceae
Source: the annotation of a GenBank genome assembly